Molecule: messenger RNA, 1175 nt
Organism: Moneuplotes crassus
Lineage: Eukaryota; Ciliophora; Spirotrichea; Euplotida; Euplotidae
Source: the annotation of a GenBank genome assembly
AUCAUAAAUAAAAUAAAUAUCUAUAAUGGAAGAAAAGAAGAACAACAUGGUCUACAGAUACCUUGGAAACAGUGGUCUCAAGGUAUCUCUCCUCUCCUUCGGAACUAUGCUCACCGAGCACACUGAAGAGACUGAGAAGGCUUGGCUUGAAUGUGCUAAACUCGGCUUUGAGAGCGGAAUUAACUACUUUGAUUCAGCUGAAUUGUAUGGAGGAGGAAAAGGAGAUGAACUCCUCGGAAGAGCCAUCAAAGAAAAUGAAUGGAGAAGAGAAGAUCUUGUCAUUGCUGUCAAAGUUUUCUUCGGAAAUAAAGUAAACAGAGUCGGUCUAUCUAGAAAGAAAAUUAUCGAAGCUACUAAAGCUUCUUUAAAAAGAAUGGAUCUGGACUACUGUGACAUUGUCUAUGCCCACAGAGACGACCAUGAGACCCCACUUGAAGAGACUUGCAGAGCCUUCAACUGGUUAAUCAAGAAAGGAUACGCUUUCUACUGGGGAACUUCAGCAUGGUCUGCAGAUAUGAUCACUGAAGCCAUCAAGAUAUGUGACCAACAUGGAUGGCACAGACCUGUUGUUGAUCAAGCUGAGUACAACUGCUUAGUCAGAGAACACCUCGAGAAGAGCAAUGUCAGACUCUUCGAGAACUACAGAUAUGGAAUCUCAGCUUGGUCUCCACUUGGAGGAGGAUUCCUGACUGGUAAAUAUAAUGAAGGAACUAUCCCAGAUGAUUCCAGAUAUGGAAAGAAUGAGAUGUUCAAAGGCUUUGCUUGGGACAAAUACAUUGGAGAACAUAUCAAGGAAAAAACACUAAAGAUUCUGAAAGGCUUGAAAGAACUUGCAGAUGAACUUGGUGUUACUCAGGCUCAACUUGCUCUGGCUUGGGUACUUGUGAACCAAGACGUCAGCACCUGCAUCAUUGGAGCUUCUAAAGUCAGCCAGCUUGAGUCCAACCUUGGAGCACUAGACUUGAUCGCUAAAUGGGACAAAGAUCUUGAAGCCAAAGUUGAAGCUAUCCUUGACAACACACCACAGAGAGACUUCAACUUCAAGCAUUGGGGAGUGCUCCCAGCCAGAAGGGAGAAGGUCAUCAAAUACAACACAAAGCUUGGACAAAUUGAGUACAAGGAUGACUACGAUACAUAUUUCUGCUAAUUUCCUCUCUAACUCUAUUGCUAAUACU